Messenger RNA from Glycine soja, 1671 nucleotides. Its product is annotated as activator of 90 kDa heat shock protein ATPase homolog. Gene Ontology annotation, cellular component: cytosol. Gene Ontology annotation, biological process: protein folding; positive regulation of ATP-dependent activity. Bases 338 to 1384 code for a protein of 348 amino acids. Gene Ontology annotation, molecular function: ATPase activator activity; protein-folding chaperone binding. The transcript has 3 exons. Lineage: Eukaryota; Viridiplantae; Streptophyta; Magnoliopsida; Fabales; Fabaceae. The record is from RefSeq and is a predicted model, not a curated record.
AGCCAAAGCCGUGGGCCUUUGGCGGCUUUACCUGGCCUGCAACGGUAAGUUACUGUAUCCAACGAAACUCCCAACUUGUUUCCCCUGUCUUCUAGAUCCUUCCCUCGGUCCACCCCGAAACCACUUUCACGUUUCCCUUUUAUUUUUUUGUUUUCCCACUUCGCUGGAAUUUCCCAUAUAUAGUCACAUUGAUUCUGGAACCUUCUAAACUCUCCAUACCCAUCCUCAACUACCAUUAUUAUUGCCACCCCCACUCGCGAGUGUAUUGGAUUGAGAUCUUAAAAGAAUAUUUUGGCAGAAAAAACUCCCGCGUGGAUCUUUGCUCAUUUGAAAUUCGAUGGCGAAGUUCGGCGAGGGUGACAAGCGGUGGAUCGUGGCUGAGCGCCCCGACGGCACCAACGUGCACAACUGGCACUGGGCCGAGACCAACUGCCUCGAGUGGUCCAGAACCUUUUUCAACAACAGUUUCACCAACGUCGCCGUCGGUGACGGCGAUGCCACUGUCACGAUCAAGAAGGUGGAGAAGCUCGACGGCGAGGCCUAUGUCAACGUCCGCAAGGGGAAGGUGAUCCCCGGGUACGAGAUCAGCGUGAGGCUCGCUUGGGAGGGCGAGGCGCGUGACGCCGACGGAAAGGUUCUGAAGAGAGUCGACGGCGCCGUCGAGAUCCCGUACAUCUCUGACGAGAACGCCGGCGAGGAUCCGGAAAUUAGGGUUUCGGUGAAGGAAAAUGGCGAACUUGGGAUUAAAUUGAUGGAGGUGAUGUUGAAGAAGGGGAAGGUGGUGGUUUUGGAGAAGGUUAGGGUUUGGGUGGAGAGCAUGGCGAAGGGUGGGCCCGUGAAGGACGAGCUCGAAGCGAAGAAGGUGGCUGUUCCUCACAAGAACAACAACAACAAUAACAACAAUAGUAGUAAUGGUGAUAACAAUGUUAAGAAGGAAGAGGUUAAGAAGAAUGAGGGGAAGAAGGGGUUUAAGGUGAUUAGUUUGAUUGAGAAGUUUAAUUGUAGGGCCAGGGAUUUGUUUGAGAUUCUGAUGGAUGAGAAUAGAUGGAGGGGGUUUACGCAGAGCAAUGCAAGGAUAAGCAAGGAGGUUGGAGGAGAGUUUAGUAUUUUUGAUGGGUCGGUGACCGGGAAGAAUUUGGAGUUGGAUGAAGGGAAGCUGAUUGUGCAGGGAUGGAGGUUUGGGAGCUGGCCGGAUGGGAUUGAAUCCAUGGUGAGGAUUGUGUUUGAGGAGCCUGAAGAUGGAGUCACUGUUGUUAAGCUCACACAUAGUGAUGUCCCUGAAGAAGACAGAUAUGGAAAUGCAACUGUGGUGGAGAACACAGAGAGGGGAUGGCGGGAUCUCAUUUUCCAAAGGAUACGGACUGCGUUUGGUUUUGGAAUUUGAGCUUUUCCUCAUACUAUUUAUGUGUUGUACAAUUUUAUUUUUUCUUAAGGAAUUUUGUUUUCUUUUCAGCAAGGAAAGAUUAUUGGAUUGGCAAUUUCUUGUGAAAGACGAAGUGUCUCAUGCUCAAUUUAAUGAUCUUGCUGGCUGUAUCUCUAGUUAGAAAUGUGAUCUGUCAUCAUUUAUCAAUGUGAUCUCAUUGUCCAUGUCAUACUGAAAGGGUUACAAAUUCAGUUGGAGCUAAAUUGCUCCCAUUCCCAUGUUUACUAAAUGAAGACUGUGAUUACGAA